Messenger RNA from Chiloscyllium plagiosum (whitespotted bambooshark), 7862 nucleotides. It is a transcript of the gene kntc1, whose product is annotated as kinetochore associated 1. Gene Ontology annotation, biological process: mitotic sister chromatid segregation; mitotic spindle assembly checkpoint signaling; protein localization to kinetochore involved in kinetochore assembly. Lineage: Eukaryota; Metazoa; Chordata; Chondrichthyes; Orectolobiformes; Hemiscylliidae. Gene Ontology annotation, molecular function: small GTPase binding. The record is from RefSeq and is a predicted model, not a curated record. Gene Ontology annotation, cellular component: RZZ complex; kinetochore microtubule; cytoplasm.
UUCCCCUGACGAUCACAUGGUGCAGUCAACGGUGGUGGGCGGGGCUUCUCCUGUCCAUUACGUCGUGGCGCAGGGAAUGCUGGGAAUCGCACAGUCCCGCCAAUUUAAAAAAAAACAAUUUUUCUGUCGGGGUCUGGAAUGAUUUUUGAUGCUCUGAUGCAUAUUUCUGUUGGUCUAACUUGUUGACGUAAUCAUUCAAGAUGUGGAAUGAUAUUGAACUUCUGACAAAUGAUGAUACAGGCAGUGGCCGGUUAAACAUUGAGGCCAGAAAAGAGAGUGGUACAGCACUGUAUCAAGUGGAUACUAUAGUUAAAAUAUCCUCUUCGACAACGAUAACAGUCAGUCCCAAGCUUCAUGCGUUUUGCAGCUCUGAUGGUUGUGUGGUUGUUGUGGACCACUCAGUCUUGCUUUUGGACCAAAUUUGUCAAUCAGUACUGUUGCAGCUCCAGUUUGACACUGAUGUGGAUGUUGUAGCACUUUGUCAGGAAGGUCAAUUUCUGAUGGUUGGAGAAAGAAAUGGAAAUCUUCAUUUGCUACAUGUAAAGUCCAGACAGACACUCUUAACCAACUCAUUGAUGAAACACUCUUCAAAGGGAAAGACCUACCUGAGCCUUACCUUGGAGAAAGAAGCCCCUCAUUCAGGCUCCUACCAUAUGGUCCUGCUAACUCAUAACGGUUUCUUCUUGGUUUCAUGUCUUCAGCUUGCCAAACUUCAUCAAGCAAUUGAGAUAAUGGACUUUGAUACAACAAAAGCACUAAAGGAACAGAUCAAGAUCAAAUAUGUUCACACUGAGGAUAAACACACAGAUGGCUGUAACCAUGCAGUGAUUGACAGUUUCAAAAAUGUGAAACUGCUAGUUGGGGGCACAGGUGACUACAUACUAUCAACAUGGAACAUAACUGCGCUGAAAGAUCUAGAAGUCAACAAUAUGAUUGACUCAUCCAUACUGAAAGGUGUGAAGAAAUGUCAAAUUGUUGGGAGUGCAAUAUUUAUCUUGGAUGAUACUAAUUGUCUCAGUAUGUGGGAUGCAUAUGCUUUUGUUAUGGUCUGGUACUGGCCAUCAGUUCACAUCCAGGAUUUCUUGCUGACUGCAGAGGGAGAUUCUUCUGCCAUGAACAAACAAGGGAAUGCAAACCUGAAACUUGUAGCUCUGACAACUUCACUGAAUAAACAGAUGAGAAAUAUUAUGGUGUAUUCAUUUCCCACAAUGAAGCUACUAUACUCUCUAGAAGUAGCAGAUAUUGCAGCUCUGGUUCAAACUGAUAUUGGUCAGGAUUCAAUAUAUAUUUUGGAAGGAGUUUCUGAAAAUCAGAAAAGUUCACUUAAUGGAGUCAUUUCUACAAUAGCCAUGAGGUGCUUAACAGAAGCAUUGCCAGAAAACAGACUAAGUCGCCUGCUUUAUAAACACAAAUUUGAGGAAGCGGAGAGAUUUGCUAUUCAAUUUGCAUUGGAUGUUGAGCUUGUGUACAAAGUCAGGCUCAACAUAGCUUUGGAGAACCUAGCCUCAAGUUCCUUGGAAGCUCCCAAUCUAUCAACAUGGCAGAACACUGUUGAUGAGGCAAAAGCAGAUUUGCAUAAAGUACAGGAUGAUGAGUUUGUAGUGAAAUAUUGUCUGGAUGUUCCUUGGCCAACUUUUGAAAUAACUUUGGAAAUGUUAAAUUAUGCCAAAAAGCGGGUUCUAAAGAAAGAAGAUAAGAAGUUUCUUGGUUUGUCUGAGAAGCAAGCUUUGUGGCUGGUCGAGAUAUUGAGAGCGGAAGCACGGCUUACUACUUUUCAUGAAGCAUAUGGGCCUGGAAAGUUCAGUGGUGUUGCUUGGAUCAAGUUUGUAAACAAUGAAGACCUUUUUAAUGAUGUUCUGUUGCAGCUCCAGGAGGGAAAUCUGAAAUGUGCAGAAUAUAUUUGGUUAAGGCACCAGGUGGAGUUUGAAAACAAAUUUGAUUUGAAAAGACUCCAGAAUUUCUUAGAUUCUCUCCCUGCAAGUCUCCCUUCACAAGAACUGAGUCUCUGGUUCAGAAAUGUGAUAAUUCCCUUUGUGUUGAAGAUUGUUCCAGAGGGAAAGAAAAUUCUGGCAAAAUGGUUGGAACACAGAGCCCGGAGUCUUGAACUAACUGAGAAGGCAAACUGGCCAGAAAAUGGAUUGCGGAUGGCAGAACUGUACUUUGUAGCGAAAAAACCGAAUGAAUUUGAGCUUCUUACAGCUGGACUUUGGAUUCCAUUAAAAAAAGACAUGGAUUGCGAAGAAGUGUACCAGUUAAAGACAUUGGUUAAUAAUCUGCAGGAGCUUGUUGAUCUCCACAGAAAGUACAACUGCAGACUGGCGCUCUCAGAAUUUGAAAAAGAAACUACAGCGACAAUUGUAUUUCGCAUGUUGGAUAGGGUCCUGGCUCCAGAGCUGAUUCCAUCAACCCUUGAAAUGGUUAUACAGCCUUAUAUAGCCAAGCACAACUUACAAAAGGAAGAGCUGCUGUUGCAUUACAUAAAGGAUUUGCUAGAACGAUGCAGUUCACGUUCAGCCUCACUCUUUGAAACUGCAUGGGAGGCCAAAGCCAUGGCUGUACUAGGCUGUAUGACUGAAAUUGAUCUAAUCUUUGAUGCAGUGCUACAGAUAAUGUACGGAGCAGUAGUGCCUUGGAGCAAUGCAGUAGAACAACUUGUCAAACAGCAUUUGGAAAUGAAUCAUCCCAAGGUGAAAUUAUUGCAAGAAAGCUACAGGCUCAUGGAGAUGAAGAAAUUGUUAAGAGGGUAUGGAAUACGGAACAUUGACAUGUUCAAUGAUCAUGAGAUAAUGUGGUUGGUAAAGUUCAUCCUAAAACAGGACCAGUCAUCAUCAUUGGAUGAUGCUUUGAAAGUGGUUCAUGCCUACCUAUUGUCUCCAGUUGAAGUUUAUUUCCUCCACUUAAAACACUUAGCGUCCAAUGAUGAUCAAGAUAGCUGCCUGAAUUUGCUUAAGUGUCUUACAUUGGAGGAAGCUGAGAGCACCAUUAUGCGUUUAAUUACCUGGGCACAGGUGAAAAUCCAAACUCAGCCUGAACAUCCUGAGUGGAAAAAGCAUCUGGUGUCAAUUGCAAAGACAAUGGUGGCGAUGAUUAAAUUUUUGCUGAGGAGUCAAAAGGGAAAUACUUUACAAAAGGAAACCUACGAAAACCUUUUAAAUAAAUUUGAAACAAUUGCAAAUUUACAGGAGUACUUUGACACAUUUAUUUCUCUGAAAGAGUAUGAGAAUUCUAAAGUGCUUUUGAAAUUGUAUGAAGGCCAACUUCAAGCAUAUGCAAGUACAUGCUUUAACUUCAGUAUAGAAAAGGACCUAGAUUGUUCUCGUGGCUCAAACAUCAAUGUGAAGAUUCCUAUUGGGACCAAAUUAUACAAGUUGUCUCUCCUGUUCCAAAAUUCAGAACAAGAUAUAUUUUCGGAACUUGCAAUGAGGGCACUUUCUGAUGGGAAUAUAGGCGAGACAGUGAAUCUUUGCAGUGAACUCUAUGGGCAGCACAAAAACAGUAAGACUGGUCGAGUAUUGUUCCACGUGGCACAGAAAUUGUGUCAGAUGUUGGAGGCUAAUGUUCCCAUGAUCAUUCCAACUGGAAUGAACUUGCCUGCUGUGAUUUAUGAAUUGGCCUGCCAAGCCGUCACUAUCUGCAGCACUGAUAUUUUACUUGACUGCGAAGAAUUGUGUAAAAACACUCGUGCUGCUAUGGAUGUUUAUAGACAGUGCCUAAUUGAUGAUUAUGGAUUUAGAACAAAGGUGACAACUUUGGAAACUGACAAAGACCCCUACGAUGAGUGGACCUUUGAAGAUUACUUCACAGAAGAUGGCAUUGUUCUUGAUCACCUAUCAGUGAUGCCUGUGAUGUAUGAAAUUACAACUUCGUUUGUGUCCUAUUCUCCAGAUAAAAAACUCUAUCCAUUGGACUGCGUUGGCUUGCCAAUGCGCCCAAGUAUAGCAGGUGAGAACCCUUUGAAGCCAGUUUCGACGCCCAUGUCUAGCCUGCUGCAGAAUUUGCAAGAGUAUAGCCAAUUGCAGCUAGCUUUGCAGCUAACCAUCAACUCUUUUGGAUGCUGUCAUCAACAUUUAGUUUCGAACAACAUGAAUUUAAACUUGAGUAAAAAGCUUUUUGGGGGUCAAGACUUGAAGGAACUCAAAGAUUUCGUCAUUGACAUUGGAAAUAUGGCCUUUUCAAUUGUUAAAAAGAAUUCCCUGGCAUUGCUGCACAAGUUGUUUAACUAUCGUAUAGUUGACACUGACUUAGCACUGGCAUACUGCACAUUGUUACCAAAGAAUGUUGUAUUUGAGAAGCUGUGGACUUUCAUCAAUGAUGCGUGGCAAAAUUAUAACAAAAUUCUGGCAGUUGCUGUCGUUGGUGCUAAACUGGCUGAUUUGCUUCAGGAUGAGCAACAGAAAGAGAAGUUCAAUUCCUUAAUUGUUGAUACGGAAUGGUGUGUGAAGCUCAGUAAACUUGGAAUCUCAUUCCAGUCGACACUUCGAGAUAAUCCAGCAAAAAGAAAGGAAUGUGUUUAUGUCCUGGUGCAAAAUCCAAAUGUGAACUCCCAGCUAAUAAUGCAGUAUUGCAGUGCUUUUGGACUGAACAGUGACAUUGCACUGCAACUAUACAUAGAGACAUUUCUUCUGCAAGGCAUAAGUGGCCACCAUGGCAAAGAAGAGCCAGGAGGCAUAAAACAAUCCCCUGCUGAGCUUUUGGAAAGAGCUAUGGAAGUCUUGCCUUUAUUAAAAUAUAAAACUGACCUGGUCAUUAGUUUGAGCGGUACUUUACACAAGAUGGAUCCAUAUAACUAUGAAAUCAUUGAAAGUGCUUUAAAGAUUAUGAAAUUGGCGAAUGAACCUUCUAUGAAUUUUAACUUGGAUCAGGCUUUAAAUCUUUUACAACAUUUGUACUCCUACAAACGAAUUUCACCACCUGGGAACUUGGAACUUCAGUACCUCCAGAAGCAUUCAAUUGACCUUUCACCAAUGGCUGAGAGCAGAUUACCAUUCCACCCACUCUUCUUUGAAGCUGCUCAAAGAUUCUGGAGUAUAAUAUCUGCUGAACUCAGUGAGAAGACUUUUACUACUUUACUCUUGAUAUCUAAACUUAUGAAGGUAUCACUGGAUACACUUCAUAUGAAAGCAGUUGACCACGUACUUGCAAAAACGCUGAAACCUAAAGUACUUAAGCUGACAAAAGAAGCAUGUGUUUCUCAGCUAACAAAGGAAAUUGCCGAGACUGUAGAAAAUAUACAGUCAUACAUUUUGGCAAUUACAAAUCCUGAAUGGGCUACUGCUAGUUCGCAUCGGGUUGCUCAGGAACUUCCAACAGGCCCAGAGAAAAUCCAGGCCUUGAAAUUUUGUCUUCAAAUGUCUGAAAACUGGUUAAAAUCUACAGCACCAAUGGAAAAAGCCCGUCAAAAAGCCGAGGAUUCACUGAACAAAUUGCGAGUAGAAUAUGAGAAUUCAGCCACAGCAAACUUGCUAAGAAUCCACAACUUAAACAGCCCUGAGCAUCUGAAAUUAAUUAAACUGCCAGCUAAGCUAAUUUGCUCAUUAUAUGAGCACAGUAGCAUUGAAAACCGGCUAAAGAACCCAACUGCCAAGGACUAUCCAGAUAUUCAUGCUGUAGCUGGUGAACUUGCCGAAAUAAAUAAUCGAGAUGUCAAUAAAAUCAGAUUUACAUUGCUUGAAGAAUAUCUGUGUCCGCCAACAAAACCAGAUUUGAAUUCUAAAUCACAGGAUAUCUUUAAUGACAUGCAAGAAGAUCCAGCACUGAUGAGAGCUAUCUACCUACUUCAAAUAUACCCAGUUGACUACAGUGCAAAAUUACUUCUUAGUGUUGCAACAGGUUCAUCUUCUCCUUUUGGUGGUACCCAGUUGCCAUUUGCUCAUAGGAGCCGUGCUUUGCAGUGUCUUCUUCAUAUUGCAGACAGUGAAACGAUAGCAAGGAUCAGUCAGCAAUCUAUUGAGGAAGUCAAGUGUUACCUGAAGUAUUGCAUUUAUUUGGCUGAAUUUGAAGUCUUGAACAUACCAUACACCAUUGAAUCAUUCCACAGCAGUCCCAAAGAAGGGAUGAUUAAAGGCUUAUGGAAGAACCACAAUCAUGAGCCUAGGGCUGUUAGAUUAGUUACUGAAUUGAGUUUGGAGUACAUGGUGUAUGACCUGCAACUAUGGAAUGGUAUACUGCAGAAACUGCUUGCUUUUAACAUGGUCAACUACUUGAGGAAGGUUCUAGUAGCAAUCACCGCGAUACUCCCUUUGUGGCAGAUUCCGAAUUUUACCAGAGCGUGGCGUAGUGUGAUUCUUGCACCGUUUCUUUCAGCUUCAUGUCCUCUGAGUCCAAAGCAAUUGGAGACUUGUUAUGAGUCAUUUGUGCUCUUGAUCAAGUGUCCUAUUUUACUUGACCUUGACCUUAUUGGCAUUGCAAAGCAAUAUGUACAGCUGGAGUUGUUGCCCUUUGCUCUGGGUUGUCUGCUGCUUAUCCCUUAUUCUGAGAAAAGGCAACAGCAAAUACAGGGAUUCCUUUUGUCAGCUGAUCCUGUUACCCUCUUGCAGCAAGUUAUCGAUCACAUGACAACAGGAGAGGUGGCAGGGUAUGCAUCCAAGAUUAAAGACUUGGCAUUGGAAAGAAUUGCAGACAAAAAACAGUAUGAGAAGCUUAUUGGGACAAAGCUGUUUCCUUUACUGAAGCAACACAUGAUUGACAACAAACAAGUGGAAGAAUUAGCACAUUACCUUAUAGAUAGGAGCUGCCUAGAUGAUACUAUCUCUGUGGUAACUGAAUAUCUAAGGUAUGAAGGAAGACACAUCAAACCAAACCUUUCUCCAGCUGAAAUUAUAAAGGAAUUUCUUCAGGAAUAGAAGUAGAACGACUAGUCAACAUGCUACCAUAAUAAGAAUAUUUUUUGUCUUCCUAUGGAAAGAUAUCUUUAUGGAAAGUUAUAUCAGCAUUCUGCCAUUUAUUAUUUAAUCAUCCUUGCGUAUGUUCCAAUAUUAAAUAUAUAUAUGUUAGCUUUCUUCUAAAUAGUUUCACUUCUGGGAAAAAACAUAAAGGUUGUGAAAGGUAAAUGUCGUAGCCCUCCAACCGGCAUGGACUGGAUUUCCACUGAGUCUGAAAUUGAUCCGUCUGUACUAAGUUUAAUGCUCCGAGCUAGGUGCCAGUAUAGAUAAUGUUCUUCAUUUCCAACCAAGGGAAGGGAAAAUCAACAAGGUUCCUGUUUCUAUUUGUUAUCCGAUUAUUUUCUAGUGACCAAGUUCUCCUGAGGCAAAGUUAGUGUUGAUGAGUCCUGCCUAUAAUCACAUAGGCUACAUACAUCCUCUGGAGGUGUAUGCAGAAUUACCACCUGGAUAAUGUACCUGAUGACAUCUGACACGUGUAGCACAUAAACCUCUUUCCAAAAUUGGCAUCUUGAGGAGUUAAUGCACUUGUGUUCCAUCAACCCAAUUACUGUUUAUCUAACUUGUUUUAGUGCUGCAUAACUGCACAGCUACCAACUUUCCGUAAAUCAUUUGUGCAUGCAAACUCUGUCAACUGAAAUUGCUCCCGAUCUGCAGUGUAUCUAUUUGACAUUAUAGUUGGUCAGCCAUGUGCAAACUUUGAAAAGUACAUGGAAAAUAACUCCAGAAAUGUUUCACUUGUCUCUGCAGGUUAUCCAGAUCAUGAUUAUCCAGCACUCAAACCGUUUAUCUUUCUGAAACAUUUUAAGACCAGUGAAAUAGAAAAAUAAUAGAAAAAAAUUAAAAUAUUGUAAACUAGCUUCCUUUUUCUUUGUUUCACAAUAAAGAUUUAAUGCACUCAAAACAAGUUACAAUGUUAAAAUGUACUUUUACUGUUAUCAUUUGUAUUUUGAAACAAUUUGCAAUGGCAACUGUACAAUGUUA